Nerophis lumbriciformis (worm pipefish) is the source of this 1788-nucleotide messenger RNA. It is a transcript of the gene hepacamb, whose product is annotated as hepatic and glial cell adhesion molecule b. NCBI's taxonomy places the organism in Eukaryota, Metazoa, Chordata, Actinopteri, Syngnathiformes, Syngnathidae. The record is from RefSeq and is a predicted model, not a curated record.
UGGGGACGUACAAGGGGACAAACGCAAGGACCUACAUGGGGACGGACGUACAAGGGGACAAACGCAGGGACCUACAUGGGCACAGCUGGAGAAGUUUUCCCCGGGCUGGGAUGACUGGUGAGUUCCAGUUUGUCGCCUCUGCCCAGAGUUCGGCGGCAGGCGUAAGUAAGUAUAUUGAUAGUCUUAUUAACCCCAUGACCAAUAAUGUUAUGUAUAUUAAUAAAGUCUUACUGACCGGAUGAACAAUAAUGUGUAUAAAGUGGAACAUCCAUUUAUGAACCACUCUAUUUGCAAACGUUUCGACUGCACCAAACGUCCCUAAGUGUCUCUUUGUACGAACGCUUCCUUCAUUCAUUUUGUGUGUGCGGCUGCCAUUUUGAUGACGUCACUUCCUGUGCAUCAAGGUUCGCAGGGGCGCAGCCACUUUUGGGUAGGCGGAGCACGUCGUCUGCCAUUCGUAGACAGCAAGGUAAAAAUAUACUUUUUAACUUUCUUUUUUUUAUUGUAUUUUAUGUUAUUGUUUGAGAGCACUGAAUGGACUUUUGUGUGACCUUGCGACACGCCCACCUCCAGGCCGUGUGCAAAACACAAAGUGCACCUUUUCAAUGGAGCCAAAAUACUGCCAGAGAUUUACGAACUAGGCGUGCUCUCCGUCAACAUGACGCUUCCCAGCGCCGUCAUCACGGGCACGGUCGGCGGCGAGGCCCUCCUGGCCGCGACCUACGUCAGCUUUAGCGCCGACCUGCCCGUCAUCAAGUGGCAGCUGCGCAGGGAGAAGUCGGUCACCGUCGUCCAGUCCAUCGGUACGGACAUCGUGGGCACGCUCAGACCCGAGUAUCGCGAUCGCAUCCUGAUAUUCCCCAACGGAUCGCUCCUCCUGCACAACCUGAGGCUGUCUGACGAGGGCACGUACCAUGUGGAGGUCUCCAUCACGGACGAUACGUUCACGGGGGAGGGAAGCAUCACGCUCACUGUAGACGAGCCGCUCUCGCAACCCUCGGUCCUCCUGGAGACCACCUCCGUGUUGGAGCGCAGUCAACACGUGGUCCUCACCUGCUGGCACGCCGCGGGCACCAGGCCCUCCUACAGGUGGUUGAAAGGCGGCGCGGCGCUGGGCAACGACAGCAGGCUGGUGCUGUCACAUGACCACAAGAACCUGACCAUCACUCGGGUCACCAUGGCGGACGACGACGUCUACGGCUGCGUGGUGGAAAACCCCGUUGGCACGGCAACCAGCCCGCCGGUCAGACUGAGUGUCUACAAAAGAAGUUCCAUCUACAUCAUCCUCUCCACCGGCGGCAUCGUCCUCCUCAUCGCCUUGGUAACCGUCUGCGCCUGCUGGACGCCAUCCAAAAAGAAAAGAGGAAAACCUUUCUCCAGGUUUUAUAAUCAACACACGUCAAGACGUCACUCAGCCGAUGCAUCUCCUGAAGAGACGCAGCACCGUGGAAAGAACGCCGUGACGUCGCUUGGCAUCCUGCAGCAAAAGGAUCUCUCCCCGGGCGACUCUUCCGUCAACAGUGUCGGUUCCACUUGUGAAGCCGAGCAUCCUCCGCCUUACAGCAGCUACAUGGACUCUCUCACCAGGGCUCAUGUUCACUCCAUGCUCAAGUCCAGCUGAAACCCUGCAACACCUUCAAAUAACGUCCUUCGUAAACACUGAUCUCAUCUCAUUAACUGACGUGUAAUUAGGAGACUUUACUCUAAUAUCAAUGCCAGAUUUCAUUACCACUCUUCAUAUUAAAAAAAAUGACUUUCUGCACACUUUGACCCUUUUUACAGGGAAAU